AUGUCAAGAUGCUUUCAAAUAGAUGAAUUAAAACAUUUAGUUUCAGAUGCAACAUUUAAGCAACUUGCGGGAAGAGCUGAAAUUCUUAUCUUGAAAGGAGGGCAAGUAGAAGCAAGAUGGAAGAAUCUUAUUCCUGAUAUUGUUCCAAUAGACAAGAGAGGUGCGAUGAAUGAUUUGAUUAUUCUUCAUUUGAAAUCAGGGCCUAAUAUAGAGUGUCUAAUUGAGACUGGAAAUGAUUAUUAUGAUAUUUAUAUCGGGGUUCUUUGCCAACUGGCUUUUAGAGCAAUUGGAGAUUAUGACGUUGGUGAAGUCCAUCCACCGCUGCAAUUGCAAAAGUUAGUAAUUGAAAAUUGUGAAGCAUUGGAAUACAUUAUAACGAAUUCAAGUUCAGGAGGGGAAGCAGUUAAUGAUGAUGGUGAGAACGAUCAAAGAAGUUUUGACUCACUAUUCCCUGAACUAAAAGCUCUUAAAAUUUCAGGUGUGCCAAGUUUAAUGGGCAUCUUUAGAGAUGACGACCACAUGAGUUCGUCUUUGCAAAAUCCAUCACCUACACUUUCAACAAAUAAUUCAAAGAAAAUGAUUCGAAAGCCCACCAUACGUGCUUUCUCUUGGGUACAAGCAUGGGGUUUUCAAAAUAACUUGCAGGCCAUAAGUGAAGAGGCCAAUUUUGCUAAUUCUAACAAGAGAUUGGUCCCCCACACAAUCUCACAGGAAUUAUUAGAUGCAUCCACAGAUGGAGUUUCUCCUUUUCAUGCAGCUCAAAGCCUUUUGGUGACAUCAUUGAAGAAUGUUAGGGAAAUAGAACUUGUGGAAUGUUGGAACUUAAUAUUAUUGUCAACUCUAUCCAUUGCGGCCUCAACAAUUUCCUUGGAAAAUUUGACAGUAAGAGAAUGUCAUAAACUGAAGUGCAUCACAACACAUGAAGGGGAUGACCAAGUUGGUAAGACUUACUGUUCCAUCUUUCAAAGAUUGGAGAAUCUGCAUAUUGAGGAUUGCAAGGAGUUGGAGUUUUUACUUCUAUCAGAGCAAAAUCCAUCCUAUCAGAAUCAAAACGAUGAGCUACAAUUCAAUCUCCCUGCUUUGGAGAUCCUCCACAUUGAAGAUGCACCGGAGUUCAACAGCAUUUGCGCCAAGAAUUAUAAACUGGUGUUGUCAUCUCUUCAGAAACUUUAUCUAAAGAAAUGUAGCAUUAAGUCUUUGAUUGGGUUCACGGGUUGUUCGGAUGAUGAAGAGCAAAUGAAUUGGAAAACCACAAAGGAAUUACAUGCACCCACAGAUAAAGAUCUUCCUUUUAAUGCAAGCCAAAGCCUUUUGGUGCAAUCAUUGAAGAAUGUUAAAGAAAUAGAACUUGUGGAAUGUUGGAACUUAAUAUCACUGUCAACUCUAUCCACUGCGGCCUCAACAAUUUCAUUGGAAAAUUUGACUAUCAGAGAAUGUCAUAAACUGAAGUGCAUCACAACACAUGAAGAAGAUGCUCAAGUUGAUAAGAAUUACUGUUCCAUUUUUCCAAGAUUAGAUAGUCUGAAAAUUGAGGAUUGCAAGGAGUUGGAGUUUUUAUUUCUAUCCAAAAUAACUGGAGGACUUGAAAAUUUGAAGUCUUUGAUGAUCAAGAAAGUUCCUAAACUACGAUGUGUUGUUGGGAACUACUCGCAGGAGCAACAAGCAUCCUAUGAUCUUCCUGCUUUGGAAACCCUCUCCAUCGAAGACGCACCAAAGAUGAAUAGCAUUUGCGCUGAGAAUUCUAAACUUGAGAUGUCAUCUCUGCAGAAACUUGUUCUGAAGAAAUGUAGCAUUAAAUCUUUGACCGAUUCGAUGGGUUGUUCAGAUGAAGAGGAAAUAAAUUGGACAACUACAAAGGAAUUAUUGGAUGCAUCCACAGAUAGAGUUCGUCCUUUUCAUGCGGCUCAAAGCCUUUUGGAUAAAUCAUUGAAGAAUGUUAGGGAAAUAGAACUUGAGGAAUGUUGGAACUUAAUAUCAUUGUCAACUCUAUCCAUUGCGGCCUCGAAAAUUUCAUUGGAAAAUUUGACAAUAAGUAGAUGUCAUCAACUGAAGUGCAUCACAACACAUGAAGGAGACGAUCAAGUUGGUAAGACUUAUUGUUCCUUUUUUCCAAGAUUAGAGAAUCUGCAUAUUGAGGAUUGCAAGGAGUUGGAGUUUUUAUUUCUAUCAGUGAUAUCUUGUGGUAUUGAAAAAUUGAAGUCUUUGAGUAUCAAUGAAGUUCCUGAACUAAAAUAUGUUGUGGGUAUGUAUCAUGAGGAGCAACAUUCACCAUAUCAGAAUCAAGAUGAUGAGCUGCAUUUUGAUCUUCCUGCUUUGGAGACCCUGUCUAUCGAAUAUGCAUCAAAGUUCAAUGACAUUUUUGCCAACAAUUAUAAUUUGGUGAAUUGGAGAACUACACAGGAAUUCCACGAAUCCACAGAUGGAGCUCCUGUGUUUCAUGUGGCAGAAAGUCUUAUGAUGCAAUCAUUGAAAAACAUUAGGGAAAUGAAACUUGUGAAUUGUGAGAACUUAAUAUCAGUGUCAACUCUAUCCAUUGCAUCAACAGUUAUGUUAGAAGAUUUGACAAUCAAAAGUUGCUAUCAACUGAAGUGCAUUGUAGCAGAUGAGGGAGAUUCUGGAACUCACAUGAACAACAAUUCCAACUUUGCAAAGUUGAAACAUUUGGAAGUUUCAUAUUGCAAUGCAUUGGAAUAUCUGUUCCCAUCAUAUGCUUUUAGAUCCCCUUCACAUUUGGAAUCUUUGAAGAUCUAUUGGGCUUCUAUGUUGAAAUAUGUGUUUGGAAGAAGCCAACAUGAAGACAAUUUAACUCAUGAGAAUCAUAAAAUCCAAACUGGCAUCAAUUUCCCUGCUUUGGAAUAUCUUUCUAUUCAAGAAGUGCCACAACUUGUGAUUGAAAUGCACGACCAUACUUUGGAAUCUCUCAUGAUUUGGGACUGCAAAGUAGAAGAAAUGUUUUGUUUGAGAAAUAUGGACAUAGAGAAAAAAAGGGAAGUGCUUGAACCAUUGACAUCAAGCCUGCAAUUAUUGCACUUAAAUGAUCUAAGUGAGUUGGUGAAUCUGUGUGUGGGGGCUAAGCGUAUCAUCAGCUUUCAUAGUCUUCAGGACCUGAGAAUUACUGCAUGCAAAAAGUUUAAAGUUAUCUUCUCUGCAUCAACAGUGAAAAGCCUGCCAAUGUUGAUGAAACUACACAUAUCAGAAUGUGAAGAGUUAGUUCACAUUGUUGAAGAAGAUUAUGAAACAAAUGCUGAUGACCAUUUGAAUCAUGAACAAUGCUUUCCCAGCUUAAAAGAAGUCAUAAUCGGGCGUUGUGACAAACUGAAGUACCUGUUUUCUAUCACAAUUUCUGAUAUUCUUCCAAACCUAUCGUAUUUGAAUAUAAGAGGAGCCUAUGAACUUGAGCAUGUGCUAAUCAGAAGAGGUGUGAUGAAAGAGAUGGUCAUGAAGGAUGUGCUUCCACGACUAAAUGAUAUAAGACUAUAUGAACUUCCGAAACUUAUUAGUCUCUGCCAUGGGAUAGAUUUUCAAAUUUUGAAAAGAUAUCAACUGAAUAUUGAUCCUGAGAGUCCCCACUUUUCUCUUUACGGUAUGCAUCCACAGAAGUAG
Messenger RNA from Prosopis cineraria, 3603 nucleotides. RefSeq lists its product as uncharacterized. Bases 1 to 3603 code for a protein of 1200 amino acids. The record is from RefSeq and is a predicted model, not a curated record. NCBI's taxonomy places the organism in Eukaryota, Viridiplantae, Streptophyta, Magnoliopsida, Fabales, Fabaceae. The transcript has 9 exons.